This is a messenger RNA of Culex pipiens pallens (northern house mosquito), 1213 nucleotides long. RefSeq names its product serine protease persephone-like. Gene Ontology annotation, molecular function: serine-type endopeptidase activity. The coding region runs from base 23 to 1168 and encodes 381 amino acids. Lineage: Eukaryota; Metazoa; Arthropoda; Insecta; Diptera; Culicidae. Gene Ontology annotation, biological process: proteolysis. The record is from RefSeq and is a predicted model, not a curated record. The transcript has 5 exons.
GGAUUUCGCACCGUUCAUCAAAAUGUUCUACAAUCAAUUUGCCACGAUUGCAGUCGUUUUUGGGUUAGUCACAUUUACGCUCAGUUUCGAUUACACCGGAGGAGAUGAGCUGUACGAGGACGAUCCGUGCAAGCUGAGUAACGGUUCCGCCGGAAUUUGCACCGUCAGCGGCAAGUGCGCCUGGUUCGUGACAAACGUGAUCCAGAAACGGCUCGUGCCGUACCGCAGCGUGGUCAGAUGCGGCUUCAACCGCAACGACGAAAUCGUCUGCUGCCCACCGACGAGCUUAGGGCCACGAAACUCCCGCAAGGCGUCGCAGGCAUGCGAACACUUUCGCGACUCGACCAAGCUGUCCUUUCUGAUCGUCGGAGGUGAGGAAGCCGAAGAGGGGGACGUUCCGUUUAUCGCUGCCCUGGGGUAUGAGUCGUCCGCCGGAGGAGCCGGGCCGGACCAGUACGAAUGGGGCUGCGGGUCGAGUUUGAUUUCGCCGAGGUUCCUGCUGACGGCGGGACAUUGCAUACGGACGGCUCGACGGCCGAUCAUUGCCCGGAUGGGCAUUUUAAACCUGGUUAAGCCCGAUUUGGACAACAUGCAGGAAUCGACGCUGAAGAGGUUCAUACCACAUCCGGACUACAAACCUCCCAGCAAGUACAACGACAUUGCGCUGAUCGAGGUGGAUCAACCGUUCAAGUACGAUGAUUACGUGAACGCGGCCUGUUUGUUCACCAGCCUGGACGAUCUUCAACCCUCGCGAUUGCUGGUGGCCUCCGGUUGGGGUCUUACGGAAGCCGAAACCCGAUCGGACGUGCUGCUCAAGGUGAACCUGACCACGGAACCGCUCAAGCAGUGUGACCAGGAAUACCGCACCGCAAUUGGCCCACAAUCGACCAAACUGGCCAACGGGGUCAUCGCGUCGCAGUACUGCACCAUCGGAUCCCGAAUCGAGACCGGGGCGGCCGCCGGCAGGAGACGGGACUCGUGCAACGGAGAUUCUGGUGGACCGCUGCACUUCCUAGACGAAGCGGUCAGUCGGUUCUUCCUGGUGGGCGUGACUUCGUUCGGGCUGGGCUGUGGUGAAACGGCCAGUAUCUACACCCGGGUGGCGGCCUACCUGGACUGGCUCGAACCGAUCGUGUGGCCGGACAGUGCCUCGCUGGUGGGGCGAUGAUGGGGAGGAGGAAGACGGGACAGUUAGGAUAAAUAAAGUAAUUUA